GCUUUUGAUUCGUGAAUACCCAACGAAGGAGUGAAUGGUUGUCUUGUCCCUCUUCGUUUCUUGGAUCUUAAUCUUGUUUCUCACAGUGCCACACUUUUUUCACAGUUUCUCAACCGCACAAACCUCAACGCCAAACCAUAAUCGCAACACAUCACCAAACAAUGCCGACGGGGCUACCGGCGGCGAACACCGUCGUCUCGAGCGACGACGAGGGCUGGGUGUGGGCUCAGAUCAAGGCGGAGGCGCGCCGCGACGCCGAGUCGGAGCCGGCGCUGGCGAGCUACCUGUACUCGACGAUCCUCUCGCACUCCUCGCUCGAACGUUCUCUCUCGUUCCACCUGGGUAACAAGCUCUGUUCUUCUACGCUACUAUCCACUCUCCUCUACGACCUCUUCCUCAACGCCUUCUCCUCCGACCCCUCGCUCAGUUCCGCCGCCGUCGCGGACCUCCGCGCUGCCCGCGAACGUGACCCUGCCUGCGUUUCCUACUCUCACUGUCUUCUCAAUUACAAAAGGCUUCCUCGCCUGGCCAGGCGCACCGUGUGGCACACCUGUUGUGGCGGCAAUCGCGGCGGCCGUUGGCAUUGGCACUGCACUCUCGGAUUGCUGAUGUGUUUGCGGUGGAUAUUCACCCGGCGGCGAGGAUUGGGAAGGGGAUUCUGUUUGAUCAUGCCACUGGGGUGGUGGUGGGGGAGACAGCGGUGAUUGGGAACAAUGUAUCCAUUCUGCACCAUGUCACGCUGGGCGGGACUGGCAAGGUUGGUGGUGACAGGCAUCCCAAGAUUGGGGAUGGGGUGCUUAUUGGCGCUGGUGCUACAAUUCUGGGAAAUAUCAAGAUUGGGGAAGGUGCAAAGGUUGGUGCCGGCUCGGUGGUUUUGAUUGAUGGUGCCGCCAAGGACCACCGCAGUUGGGAACCCGGCGAGGUUGGUUGGUGGGAAGGAGACACCCUCUAAGCAUGAGGAUGUGCCCGGGGAGUCCAUGGACCAUACUUCCUUUAUCUCUGAGUGGUCAGAUUAGUAUCAUUUGAAUUUUCCAAGGUUAAUCAAUUAAGUAAUGAAUACUCCAAAUGAAAUACUAUGGUGUGCUGUUCUAAAGUUUUGUAAUUUUUUUAUGUUUGGAUUGAGAUUUUGUACUCUACACUCUGUGCAAAGUGAAACUGUAAUCGAAAUAAAGGUUUGAUGAGCUGUAUGAAAAAUUUGAUCACUGCUUAGUAUACUGUAUGUAAGCCCUAAAUUUUCGUAUCAUUUCCCGUUGUAUAUGCUCAAGGAUUAUACUAUACGAUGGUAUUUAUGCAGUUUUGAUA
Messenger RNA from Vigna umbellata (rice bean), 1302 nucleotides. The record is from RefSeq and is a predicted model, not a curated record. NCBI's taxonomy places the organism in Eukaryota, Viridiplantae, Streptophyta, Magnoliopsida, Fabales, Fabaceae.